AUGCUAAGCAUCGGACCUUCUCUUCUCACCAGUCGUUCCCCCAUCCGCGCCUCCCUUCGUUCCCCCAUCCGCGCCUCCCUUGGUUCCCCCACCCGCACCUCCCUUGGUUCCCCCACCUGCGCCUCCAUUGGUUCCCCCACCUGCGCCUCCCUUGGUUCCCCCACCCCCACCUCCCUUGGUUCCCCCAUCCGCGCCUCCCUUGGUUCCCCCACCCGCGCCUCCUUUGGUUCCCCCAUCCGCACCUCCCUUUGUUCCCCCACCUACGCCUCCCUUGGUUCCCCCACCCACGCAUUCAGAUGCGCCACUGCACCCCCACCACUCUCCCCGCACCCAUUCUCACCGCACCACAUCCCCUUCUUUCCCCCCUCACAUGCUACUCGCUCCCCUCACCAACCCUCUGUCCCCGCUCCCCCUUCCGCAGCUCUCCCCCCUCCUACCACACUUCCGCCUCACUUCCCUCCCCCUCGUUCAUCCCAUUCCCUUCCUUCCUCCCCCGCUCGCAUCCAUGUCACUCCCUCCUCUGGUCCAGCAUGGCGCCUUAUGUCUAAUGCACGACACGCUCUGUUUCACUCCCUCCCUUCCCCCCCCCCUCCUCAUCAAUUUCUACCCCAAUGCACUUCCCGCAACCCCCAGCACCCCCACACACACCUCCCUCCCUUUCUCCCCUCCGCCCCCUUCCUUCACCUCCUCUUUUCCUCCCCCACCUCCGUCCGUCCCCCUCCCAUCACAGCCCCUUUCCUCCUUUUCCGCUUCUCCCUCCUCCAUUGUUUCCUUCCCUUCCUCCGUCCGUGCACCCUCCGUCUCCCUACCCUCCCAUCCGCAGCCAAGCAGUAUCUGCAGCGACUGCUCUUCCUCACUCACUCCCCCCGCUUCCCCACCUCCCAUCUCACCUUCCCAUGUCGUCCGGCACCACACCCCCCCCGCCCCCACAGGUCUCUGCCCCCGCUAGCCAAGAAGUCCCUCCCUCCUCUGGCCAAGCAGUACGUGCUGUUCUUCCUCACGGACCAUGUGUCCCUCCCUUUACUGGCCAAGCAGUAUGUGCUGCGCCUGCUCUUCCUCACGGAACCUGUGCCCGCCGCACUUAUCCUCCACCGCUUCCCCUCCUGUGCCACCUCACUCCCCUCCUGUCUUGCCACCAAUCCCUUCCGCCCCGCGCUCACUCACAGGUCCCUGCCCCUGCUAGCCAAGAUGUACGUGCUGCGACUGCUUUUCCUCACAUACCCUGUGCCUGCCACGCUCGUGGCUGAUUGGCCCAAGCCCGAGGCUCACAGCAAGCACAAGGCGGCGCUUGACAGGCUGCAGAAGCUGCACCUGCUGCUGCUAUGCAGCGAAAAGGGGUCGCUGGCAGCAUCAGGAUCGUCAUCGUCGCCAGCAACGUUCCGCCUCAACCCCACCUUCCAGCAGCAGCUGCAGCAGGCUCUCACGUCAAGCGGUCCUCAUGCAUCUCAUACCGCCGCCAUCCAUAGCUUUGGACCACGUUGCGUUGCUGCUUCCUUUCCCUCCCUCCCUCCCCUCCCUCCUUACGUUACCUCGUUCUUCCCAUCUCUUAUCCAUAUCCCCACUUCUCAUUCUCCCACCACUCAUUCCCCCGCCUCUCCCUACCCCCAGGCAGUGCGCAUGCAUCUCAUCUCCCCGCCACCCACAGCUGGGGGCCACGCUGCUGCUUUCCUUCCCUCCCUCACUCUUCUUCCUCCUUACUUUACCACAUUCCCCCACCAGUCUCCCCCAUGCCUCCCCCAUUCCCCCAGGCAGUCCUCAUGCAUCUCAUAUCGCCGCCAUCCAUAG
Closterium sp. Naga37s-1 is the source of this 1785-nucleotide messenger RNA. NCBI's taxonomy places the organism in Eukaryota, Viridiplantae, Streptophyta, Zygnematophyceae, Desmidiales, Closteriaceae. The record is from the annotation of a GenBank genome assembly.